AUGUUCAAUGGUGCCACGCUUGGAUAUUGUGCCUUGAAGCUCAUGUUCAAUGGUGCCACGCUUGGAUCUUGUGCCUUGAAGCUCAUGUUCAAUGGUGCCACGCUUGGAUCUUGUGCCUUGAAGCUCAUGUUCAAUGGUGCCACGCUUGGAUAUUGUGCCUUGAAGCUCAUGUUCAAUGGUGCCACGCUUGGAUCUUGUGCCUUGAAGCUCAUGGUCAAUGGUGCCACACUUGGAUAUUGUGCCUUGAAGCUCAUGUUCAAUGGUGCCAUGCUUGGAUCUUGUGCCUUUGAAGGCCUGGUGUGA
This is a messenger RNA of Lineus longissimus, 303 nucleotides long. RefSeq lists its product as uncharacterized. Lineage: Eukaryota; Metazoa; Nemertea; Pilidiophora; Heteronemertea; Lineidae. Bases 1 to 303 code for a protein of 100 amino acids. The transcript has a single exon. The record is from RefSeq and is a predicted model, not a curated record.